UAUACUAAGGGGUUCUUUCUUGACAGCGAGAAAAACUACAGCCAGCAUGCAAUGACUUUGGCUUUCUCCUAUCAGUAACGAAUGCUUAUUUUAUUAUCCCUCGUAAAAUGCUUGUAGUUUUUAAAUACUCCGUUAUUCUUAUGGUUUCUGUUACAGUAUAUUAAAUAUUUCGUAAUCAUGUUCAGACAAACUAGCGCCAUUAUUAAAAGACUUAGAAUUUUAAGUCGACAUCAUGCAUGGAGGUACCGGAGCACAUCUGCCACUCAGAGAGCAGUGCUGUAUAAACCAGGGCAGCAAAUCCACGGCUUCACUGUUACACAGGUGACGGCCGUUCCAGACUUGUGCCUGACGGCCGUGAAGCUGGCCCACGAUAAAACCGGAGCCCAGUAUCUUCACGUAGCCCGGGAUGACUCCAACAAUCUCUUCAGUGUUCAGUUCCGCACCACGCCGAUGGACAACACCGGGGUCCCUCACAUCCUGGAGCACACGGUGCUCUGCGGGUCAGCGAAGUACCCCUGCCGAGACCCCUUCUUCAAGAUGCUCAACCGCUCCUUGUCCACAUUCAUGAACGCCUUCACAGCGAGCGAUUACACGAUGUACCCGUUCUCCACGCAGAACGCCAAGGACUUCCGGAACUUGCUCUCCGUCUAUUUGGACGCUGUCUUUUUCCCCUGCCUCCGAGAGCUGGACUUCCGGCAGGAAGGUUGGAGGUUGGAGAACGAGGAUCCCACUGACCCGACGUCCCCUCUGGUCUUCAAAGGCGUCGUCUUCAACGAGAUGAAGGGAGCCUUCUCAGACAACGAGAGCAUCUACGCUCAGCAGCUGCAGAACCGGCUCUACCCGGACCACACAUAUGCCGUGGUGUCAGGCGGGGAGCCCCUGGCCAUCCCGGAUCUGACCUGGGAUCAGCUGAGGAGCUUCCACGCCACACACUACCACCCCAGCAAUGCACGGUUUUUCACUUAUGGAGACCUGCCCCUGGAGCAGCACCUGCAGCAGAUCCAUGAGGAGGCGCUGUCCCGGUUUGAGCGCAUCAAGCCCGACACGGCCGUGCCUCCCCAGCCCCGUUGGGAGCAGCCUAGGGAGCAUCAUGUGACCUGCGGGUCCGAUCCUCUGGCCCCUGAUCCAACCCGACAGAACACUCUGUGUAUGAGCUACCUUCUGGGAGACAUCACAGAUACGUUCGAGACCUUCACGCUGAGUCUGCUGUCCUCACUGAUGGUGUCGGGACCAAACUCUCCAUUCUACAAGGCGCUGAUCGAGCCCAAGAUGGGGACGGACUUCUCCUCCGUUGUGGGGUAUGAUGGCAGCACCAGGCAGGCGUCCUUCACCGUCGGCCUGCAGGGGAUGGCUGAAUCGGACAUCGAGAGGGUCAAGAGCAUCAUCUGUCACACCGUCGAUGACAUCAUCGCUGACGGCUUUGAAGAGGAGAGGAUCGAAGCACAACUUCACAAGAUCGAAGUACAGAUGAAGCACCAGUCGGCGAAUUUCGGGCUUGCCUUGGCCUCUUACGUCGCCCCCUGCUGGAACCACGACGGAGACCCGGUGCAGCUCCUGCAGAUCGGCGAUAACGUGGCAAGGUUGCGGCAGAGCCUGAAGGACAACCCGCGUUACCUCCAGGACAAGGUCCGGGUCUACUUCAAGGAAAACACCCACAGGCUGACGCUGUCCAUGAGCCCAGACGAGUCCUACUUCGUGAAGCGGGCUGAAGCUGAGGAGCUGAAGCUGAAGCAGGCGACGGAGGGCCUGUCGGAGCAUGAUAAGGAGGAGACCUACCAGAACGGUUUACAGCUGCUGUCCACUCAGAGCCAGUCGCAGGACGCCUCAUGUCUCCCUGCCCUAAAGAUCUCGGACAUUGAGCCCAUCAUCCCGGCCACACCUGUACAGAUGGGGCGUGCAGGCGGGUUACCGGUGCAGUAUUGCGAGCAGCCGACCAAUGGCGUGGUGUACUUCAGGGCCCUGUGCAGCCUCAACACCCUCCCAGAGGACCUCAAAAUAUACGUUCCACUGUUCUGUAACGUCAUCACCAAGCUGGGCUGUGGAGAUUUAGACUACCGCCAGCAGGCCCAGCUCAUGGAGCUGAGAACCGGGGGCAUGUCCGUCUGCCCGCACGUCGUCUCAGACAUCGAAGACCUGGAUGCGUACGAGCAGGGAAUUCUGCUGUCAUCUUCAUGCCUGGACAGGAACCUGCCAGAAAUGUUUCAGCUGUGGAUGCGAAUAUUUGACAGCCCCCACUUUGACGACGUAGAGCGUCUCCGCGUGCUGGUCAUGGCAGCAGCCCAGGAGCUGUCCAAUGGGAUCGCUUACUCGGGUCACAUGUACGCCAUGGCGCGGGCAGCCCGCACCCUGAGCCCCGUGGGAGACCUGCAGGAGACCUUCGGUGGGAUGGACCAGGUCGCAUUUAUGAAGCGCAUCGCCGAGCAGCCGGACCUCACCGACGUCCUCCGGAAGCUUCCGCGACUCAAGAGGCACCUCCUCAGCACAGAGAGCAUGAGGUGCGCCCUGAAUGCUGCCCCCCAGACCAUGUCGGCGGCGGCGGCCCAGCUGGAGAAGUUUCUGGGUGGCAUCGGGACCCGGAGGAAGGACCGCAAGCCGGUGCGACCCAACGUCAUCGAGAGGACGCUGGACCCCAGUACAGAUGCCGGAUCGGACGUCAGCCGUAAGCUUGUUUCUGAGCUAAACUUCAAACCCUUCCAGAUGAAGACUUUCUUCCGACUUCCCUUCCCAGUGAACUAUGUGAGCGAGUGCAUCCGCGCCGUACCCUUCACACACCGGGACUACGCCAGCCUCUGCGUGCUGGCCCGCCUGAUGACCGCCAAGUACCUGCAUGGCGAGAUCCGGGAGAAGGGCGGGGCUUACGGCGGCGGCGCGCGGAUGGAUCACGGAGGACUGUUCGCCUUUUACUCAUACAGGGACCCGAGGUCGGUUCAGACCUUGUCCGUAUUCCGGGGAGGCGUGGAUUGGGCCAAAGCGGGUCAUUUCACCCAGCAGGACAUCGACGAGGCCAAGCUGUCCGUCUUCUCCAGCGUGGACGCCCCGAUUGCACCCUCAGAUAAAGGCAUGACCCGCUUCCUGAGUGGCGUCUCCGAUGAGCUGAAGCAGGCUUACAGAGAGCGACUGUUUGCCGUCUCACGCAAGGACCUGACCGACGUGACUAGCAGGUACCUCAGCCAAGGCCAGGGAACACGCAGCAUAGCCAUCCUGGGCCCGGAGAACGAGACCCUGAAGAAGGACCCUUCUUGGGUGGCUAAGUGAGUGCCGGCAGCAAGGCCACGGCGGAGUGUGAAGUUUCCACAGCGAUUCCAUGUCCUCGGAGAAUCGGGAUCCCAGGCCUGCCUGUAAUGCCACUAACGAUGCAAGAGUAACCACACUAAUGGUAGCAGAGAUCCCUCAGCCAGGCUGCGUUCAUGUAUGGUACAGACAAAAAUUAUAACGCACAUAGAAUCCAUGCCGUUUCAACAAUAAACCCACCGUUGUCUGUG
Brienomyrus brachyistius is the source of this 3482-nucleotide messenger RNA. It is a transcript of the gene pitrm1, whose product is annotated as pitrilysin metallopeptidase 1. Bases 178 to 3255 code for a protein of 1025 amino acids. The transcript has 27 exons. Gene Ontology annotation, cellular component: mitochondrial matrix. Gene Ontology annotation, molecular function: metal ion binding. The record is from RefSeq and is a predicted model, not a curated record. Gene Ontology annotation, biological process: protein processing. Lineage: Eukaryota; Metazoa; Chordata; Actinopteri; Osteoglossiformes; Mormyridae.